AUGAGUGCUAGUAAAAAGAUCGAAAAGAAAGUCACAGAGGAUGUUCCAACAGAAGAGAUUGAAAAGACAGUUGAUGAAGACCAGUUUCUGGCUGAAGUAAUCAACGUAUACAGUGUAAUUGGUUCUGGUGGUUCAUUGAGACAAUGUAGGGUGGAAGUAAAGAAAACUGGUAGAACACUAAUUAGAGCAAUUUAUGGUCCAGUGAAAGUUGGCGACCUGAUUCAACUUAGAGAUUGUGUGAGAGAAUCAAGAAAAUUCAAGUAA
Molecule: messenger RNA, 264 nt
Organism: Enterospora canceri
Lineage: Eukaryota; Fungi; Microsporidia; Enterocytozoonidae
Source: the annotation of a GenBank genome assembly